Penaeus monodon (black tiger shrimp) is the source of this 366-nucleotide messenger RNA. RefSeq lists its product as uncharacterized. Lineage: Eukaryota; Metazoa; Arthropoda; Malacostraca; Decapoda; Penaeidae. The annotation marks the transcript as partial. Gene Ontology annotation, cellular component: secretory granule. The transcript is spliced from 2 exons. The record is from RefSeq and is a predicted model, not a curated record.
CAAGUGGUUAAAGAUAGUGUUAGAAUAGGCAAUUCUUUAGUUAGAGUAUUCAAAUGGAAGUAUUGUGUUAGAUCUUUAGAUUUAUCUGAACAAACCACUGGGGAGAGUACAACUGUGUCCAAAGUUCGACUUGGGAAUAGCAAAUGUCUCCUCUUCUUUCAGUCAUCGGAGCUUGAGGACUGGGUUGAGGACAGUGAAGGCUGGGAAGGGGAGGCUGAUGAAGGAGACCUGGAUGCUGUCUUGCGAGAGAAACGACAGUAUGAGAGGGAGAGACGAAGAGAAGAACAGCUGAGACGCAAAGCUGAAAGAGAUGCAGCUCGGACAAAUAAACUUGCUACUAGCAAGAUUGCUACAAAGAUCUCAUAG